GGUUUGGAUAGUUAUGUAGAUUCAAUAACAGCGUCACUGAACUUAUAAAGGAUUCCCAUUGGUCCUCCUCCAGACACGUGACUCGUGGGGAGUGUCUCCCCUCCGUCACGUGAACAGCCCCCCCCACACACGCUCACACACACACGGACACACACACACUCGCUGGAGGUUCUGUGGGUGUGCCGCGAGGCGGGGCCACGCAGGUCAUUCGAGCCCGCUGAUUGGUCACUCACGAUCGAUUGGGGCGGGGCUAAUACAGCAGUUAGUCCAACUGCCUGUCAUUCGAAUGCAAUAAUGAUGCAUUCAGGGGCUCCUCGUAUUUCUGUGCCUUCACAUAAAACGUCUCUUUCUCCCUUCUUGAGUGUUUCCCCGAUGUCAGCAGGUUUUCUCAGUGAGACUCUUUGGGCGGUGAGAAGGUGGAGAAGCUUUCCAGUGGUUGGACAUCCCCUGCAGUGCACCGGCGGAGAGGCGAACGCUCCAAAGGGGUUGUGAGUUUUCCCGACAGCCCCUGAAGGCAGCAGCAACCCCUCCGCUUCAUUCAACGUGAUCGCGUCUCUCACGGAGAGCUGGUGUGACUUCGCUCUCACGCGCUUCAACCCGCGAGACAGACCCCCAAAGACAGCAGCGACCACCGGGGGAAGUCUGCGAUGUGACGGACGCCGAGAGGCCGAGAUGCAGAGGGGCAGCAGACGGGCGGCGCGCCGAUGAGGGAGCCUCUCCGCCGGCAGCUCUUGAAAGACGUCCCGCUGACCUGAGACCGAGAAGCGACGAUGGCGAGCCAGGCGGACUGCUGCGUGAAGGUGGCCCUGAGUGAUGACGUCACGUUGAAUGGGGAAGGCCUUCAUCUCUCAGUGGAGCACAGCAUCUCCAGUGUUCCUCAGUGGUGGUGUGGUUCACCUUCAAGGCCUUCAUCUCUCACUGGAGCACAACAUCUCCAGUGUUCCUCAGUGGUGGUGUGGUUCACCUUCAAGGCCUUCAUCUCUCACUGGAGCACAACAUCUCCAGUGUUCCUCAGUGGUGGUGUGGUUCACCUUCAAGGCCUUCAUCUCUCAGUGGAGCACAACAUCUCCAGUGUUCCUCAGUGGUGGUGUGGUUCACCUUCAAGGCCUUCAUCUCUCAGUGGAGCACAACAUCUCCAGUGUUCCUCAGUGGUGGUGUGGUUCACCUUCAAGGCCUUCAUCUCUCACUGGAGCACAACAUCUCCAGUGUUCCUCAGUGGUGGUGUGGUUCACCUUCAAGGCCUUCAUCUCUCCGUGGAGCACAACAUCUCCAGUGUUCCUCAGUGGUGGUGUGGUUCACCUUCAAGGCCUUCAUCUCUCCGUGGAGCACAACAUCUCCAGUGUUCCUCAGUGGUGGUGUGGUUCACCUUCAAGGCCUUCAUCUCUCCGGGCUCUCGCAUUUCAACCAGACCCACAACGGGGCUUACAGAGACAGACGUUGUCUUUAUGGAUCCAUAAAGUGCUGCAGAGCUUCGCCCCCCGUGACCAGAACCCUGGAACCAGAAGGCCCUCACAGCGGGAGGUCUUUGUUGGAGCACUGAUGUCCUGGGGGGCUCCCAGUCUGGCCUGUUUCCUGAUCCGUCCUCAGAUGGCCAAGGAGAAGAUCGAGGGCUGCCAGGUGUGCACGCUGGUGACCGCCGGAGAGCCUCAGGUGCUGCUGGGCAAGGACAAGGCCUUCACCUACGACUUCGUGCUGGACGUGGACUCGGAGCAGCAGCACAUCUACCGGGCCUGCGUGCACCAGCUCAUCGAGGGCUGCUUCCAGGGAUACAACGCCACGGUGUUCGCCUACGGGCAGACGGGGUCGGGGAAGACCUACACCAUGGGGACGGGCUUCGACGUGAGGCUGGGCCAGCAGGACCAGGGCAUCAUCCCACGGGCCGUCCACCAGCUGUUUGAGGGGAUCCGGACCAGCAGGCAGCGCGCCCAGGAGGCCGGCACCCCACCACCCGAGUUUAAAGUCAGCGCCCAGUUCCUGGAGCUGUACAACGAAGAGGUCCUGGACCUGUUUGACGAAGCCAGAGACCCAGAGACUCGGAACAGGAAGUCCAACAUUAAGAUCCAUGAAGACGCCAGUGGCAGCAUCUACACCACAGGAGUCACUUCUAGACUGGUGAACUCAGAGGAGGAGCUGCUGCAGUGCCUGAAGCUCGGUGCUCUGUCCCGCACCACAGCCAGCACCCAGAUGAACGCCACCAGCUCCCGCUCCCACGCCAUCUUCACCAUCUACCUCUGUCAGAUGAGAGUGUGCCAGCAGGCUCAAGUGAACGGAGGAGGAGGAGCCAACGGGGAGCCCAAUGGCGGGGGCUCCAGCCCCAUCACUCAGCCCAAUGGCGGGGGCUCCAGCCCCAUCACUCAGCCCAAUGGCGGGGGCUCCAGCCCCAUCACUCAGCCGGAGUUCGAGACUCUGAUGGCCAAGUUCCACUUCGUGGACCUGGCCGGCUCCGAGAGGCUGAAACGUACGGGAGCAACAGGAGAGAGAGCCCGCGAAGGGAUCUCCAUCAACUGUGGACUGCUGGCGCUGGGAAAUGUGAUCAGUGCUUUAGGGGACCAGACCAAGAAGGGAGGCCACGUCCCGUACAGAGACUCCAAACUCACUCGCCUGCUACAGGACUCACUGGGAGGCAACAGCCGCACGGUGAUGAUCGCCUGCGUCAGUCCGUCAGACCGAGACUUCAUGGAGACGCUGAACACGCUGAAGUACGCCAACCGGGCCCGGAACAUCCGCAACAAGGUGGUGGUGAACCAGGACAAGACCAGCCAGCAGACCAGCGCCCUGCGAGCAGAGGUGGCCCGGCUCCAGAUGGAGCUCCUGGAGUACAAGGCGGGGAAGCGGGUGGCAGGUGAGGACGGGUCGGAGGGCUACAGCGACCUGUAUCAGGAGAACGCCAUGCUGCAGAGAGAAAGAGACACCCUGCGCCUCAGGGUGAAGGCCAUGCAGGAGACCAUCGAGCACCUCAACACCCGGGUCACACACCUGCUGGCCAACGAGGUCAGCGCUCUGCUGACCAAGUCAAGUGAGGGCAACGAGGAGAUCGGUGCUCUGAUACACAACUACAUCCGAGAGGUUGAAGAACUUCGCACCAAGCUUCUGGAGAGCGAGGCCAUGAACGAGUCUCUGCGGAGUCAGGCAGCCCGGCUCUCCCUGCGCCCCCCGUACCCCUCCUCCACCCUCAGCCCCGCCCCCGGCCACGCCCCCGGCUCCUCCCCUGCUUCACUGUCAAUGGAGGCCGAGAUGACGGACGUGCUGCGCCGGGCCAAGAUGGACAUUGAAAAGCUGAAGAAGAAGGAAAGGAGGCAGAGAAGAACAAGUCCUGAUUUGGAGAAAGGUCUGAAGAAGCGAGUGAAGCUGCACGAGAACGGAGAGAACGGACAGAACGGAGAGAUCGAUUCAGACGACAACUACCCCGAGGACGUCAUGUCUCCACUGCAGGAGGAGAGUGGCUGUGAGGAAGAUGAGGACGAAGAGGAAGGCAGGGAGGAGGAGGAGGACGGGUUCAGUGACGAGAGCCUCGUGGACUCCGACUCCGACUCUGACGACAAAGCCGACUUCCAGGCGGACCUGGCGGACCUGACCUGCGAGAUCGAGAUCAAGCAGAAACUGAUCGACGAGCUGGAGAACAGCCAGCGGAGGCUGCUGGUGCUGAAGCUGCAGUACGAGGAGAAGCUCAUCCUCCUGCAGAACAAGAUCCGAGACACUCAGCUGGAGAGGGACCGCGUGCUGCAGAACCUCAUGUCCAUGGAGAACUACACGGAGGAGAAGGCCAGCAGGAUCAAGCAGGACUACGAGAAGCGUCUCAAGGAGAUGAACCGAGACCUGCUGAAGCUGCAGGUGGCUCAGAAGGAGCACGCGCGUCUCCUCAAAAACCAGGGGAGGUACGAGCGGGAGCUGAAGAAACUCCAGACCGAGGUCAACGACAUGAAGAAGGCCAAGGUGACGCUGAUGAAGCAAAUGAAGGAGGAGCAGCUGAGCAGGAGGCUGGUGGAGGCCAAGAGGAGCCGCGAGAUCGCCCAACUCAAGAAGGAGCAGCGGCGACAAGAGUACCAGAUCCGAGCGCUGGAGUCUCAGAAGCGGCAGCAGGAGCAGGUUCUGCGCAGAAAGACCCAGGAGGUGAGCGCCCUGCGGCGCCUGGCCAAGCCCAUGUCCGACCGCGUGGCCGGGCGCGUGGCCCGAUGGAACCAGAACACCACGGUGACGGACUCCGGAGCCGAGUUCACGCCCAGCAUCACGGCCAGCGGCUCCGAGCCGGACCCCGGGAGGACCGUCAGCGGGCUGGUGAGGCAGUGGAACAACAAGAACAACGUGUUCGGGUACCUGGCCGAGAGCGAAGGCCUCGUGGACGGAACCCGGGUCAUCGGCAGGAAGAAGUUGCAGCGUAAGCCAUCAGGCGGCGUGGGCGCGUCGGUCCGAGCGAGCAGCUUGUCGAAGUCGGCCCGUCAGAAGUGGCAGAGCCUGGAGCGCCGCAUCCUGGACAUCGUCAUGCAGAGAAUGACCAUCGCCAACGUGGAGGCGGACAUGGAUCGCCUCAUCAAGAAGCGAGAGGAGCUCACAGUCCAACAGGAAUCGCUCUCACACAAGAGGGAGGUGCUAAUGGCGGAUGGGGAGGGGCCAGAAGCAGAAGACCGCCUCCUUCAGGAAAUAAACGAGGACAUUGAGGUGCUGAACGCCAACAUAGACUACAUCAACGACAGCCUGUCUGACUGCCAGGCCACCAUCGUACAGAUAGAGGAGACCAAGGACGAGCUGGACUCGGUGGACACCUCCGUGGUCAUCAGCUCCUGCUCUCUGGCUGAAGCACGCCACCUGCUGGACCACUUCCUGAAGGCGUCCAUAGACAAAAGUCUACAGGUGGCUCAGAAGGAGGCUCAGAUCCGCCUGCUGGAGGGUCAGCUGAGACAGAGCGAUGUGAUUGGCUCGUCUCACAACCACAUCAUCCUCGAUGCCCUGAGGGAGAAGGCGGAGCACAUCCCUGGACUUCAGGCUCUCAUCCACAACGUGCAGCAGGAAAACGGUUAUGCCAGCACAGAUGAGGAGCCCUCAGAGUUCAGCCAAGCCUCCGACAGCAGUGUGUCUCAAAUUAAAGAAUCCAACAGCCAAGAUGAUUUCAAAAUAAAGAUGGAGCCUCGUCUGUCGGCCCAGAUGAAGGCGGUGUCUGCAGAGCAUCUGGGUCCCGUUGUGGACCCCUCGUCCGGCAGCAAGCAGCACAUCACCAAGUCUCUGGCCUCGCUGACGGACAUCCAGGAGGACGGGCUGAGCCUGGGGACCGCUAGUCUGGGUUUCAGCCUGGCCCUGCGAGACCACUACCACCGGGACCGGGUGUCCCGCACCAUCAGCCUCCCGGUCAGGGGGCACACCUUUCCCAGGCAGUCUCGGGGUUAUGACACCUCCCCCCUCACAAGGAGGAAGUCCUACGACCGAGCCUACAGGCCUACUGACGGCUACACCCCCCCCUCCUCCCCCCCUCUCAGGACCAGGAACGACCGCAAUGUCUUCUCAAGGCUCAGCAGCAACCAGAGCCAGGGUUCUGGUCUGGACAAGUUGGAUGACAACGACUCCUCGCUCUCCGAGGUGCUCAGGGGUGUCAUCAACCCCAUCGGGGGGGUGAAGGGGGGUCGGACUGCCCCCCUGCAGUGUGUUUCUGUAGCUGAGGGCCAUUCAAAGCCGGUCCUGUGUGUGGAUGCCACAGAUGAGCUGCUGUUCACUGGAUCUAAAGAUCGCACCUGUAAGAUGUGGAACCUGGUGACCGGUCAGGAGAUCGUCACCCUCAAAGGCCACCCCAACAACGUGGUCUCGGUCAAGUACUGCCCCCCCUCCGGUCUGGCCUUCUCCGUGUCCACCUCCUACAUCAAGGUGUGGGACAUCCGCGACUCGGCCAAGUGUGUCCGCACACUCACGUCAGCGGGGCAGGUGGUGUCGGGCGACGCGUGCGCGGGCACCAGCACCCGCACAAUCACCUUUGCUCAGGGCGAGUGUCAGAUUAACCAGAUCGCCCUGAACUCAUCAGGAUCGGUGCUCUACGCUGCUGCUGGGAACACGGUCCGCAUGUGGGACCUCAACAGGAUGCAAGGAAUGGGGAAGCUGACAGGCCACAUCGGCUCCGUCAUGUGCCUCACUGUGGGACAGUCUCUGCUGGGCAAAGAUCAAGUAAUCACUGGCUCCAAAGACCACUAUGUCAAGGUGUUUGACGUGGCAGAGAGCAUGCUGGGUAAUGUGGGUCCGGCUCAUAACUUCGAGCCGCCCCACUACGACGGCAUCGAGUGCUUGGCGGUCCAGGGAGACGUGCUGUUCAGCGGGUCCAGAGACAACGGCAUCAAGAAGUGGGAUCUGGAGCAGCAGGAGCUCACUCAGCAAAUCCCCAACUCCCACAAGGACUGGGUCUGCGCGCUGGCCUUCGUGCCGGGCCGGCCCAUGCUGCUGAGCGCCUGCAGGGGCGGCGUGCUGAAGGUGUGGAACGUGGAGAACUUCACCCCCCUCGGGGAGGUCAGAGGUCACGAGAGCCCCAUUAACGCCAUAUGUACCAACUCGAGGCAGAUCUUCACUGCGUCCAGUGACUGUAGGGUGAAGUUGUGGAGCUAUGUUCCAGGCUUGACCCCAUGUCUUCCUCGACGGGUUCUUGCCAUCAAGGGCCGAGCCACCAGCCUCCCAUGAUUGCCUCUCCUCCGCUCACCUCCCUUCCUCUGCGACAAGACGGUGAAGAUCUGGUCUUCGAAGGUGUGGAGGAAGAGGUGAUGGCAGCUGCUUCUUCUGUCGGCCAUCUUGUGACCUGCUGACUGCUCCCAGUGGUGUGAAACAGUUUCAAGGCCUUCAGGGCGGAUUACGUAUUAAAAGGAAGAAACACUGAUUGCCUUCCAGAUUAUUUUACAGGAGAGACAUUCAGGUGUGGUGAACAUUCACCGGACACAACGGUUGCUCUCCCUGACGUGGAAACUACCACAGCUGGGUCUAAGGAGGCAGGGUCCUUCUGCUCCUCCAGCAAGGUUUCCAUCAUGUGUAUUCAUCCAGCUACCUUGUCUCCACGUCACUUCCCCCUGUUCCUCCUUCCAGGACCAUCAGGGUCCACCAGCCUUGUUCUGGUGAUGGACCCCUUGGAGGUCCUGCUGUGGCUGGUGGUGGAGGAUCAGCCUGCUGGGUCAGACAUCUCUGUUCCUCAAACGCCCUCCGGUCCUUUCUCUUCAAGUCUACAUCACUGAAACCUUUUACUCGUUCAUUAUUCUCCCUACCUCAGUUGUUUUGGACCUGUGAAGUGGGCGGUAACAUUUUGACAGGUCUCUGGUGCUGUGGAGUGUUUAUGGGAUGCCCGUCUCCUCCUCUCCUGUGGGCGUGUCCUCUGUGGCUCUCUGGCUGCUGACCCUGCAGGAAAGCACACGACCAGCAGUGCAACGCAGGGAGCAAAGUGCUGACUGCGGCACAAAAGAAACCAAACUCAGAGCCGUGCCACAGCACACACUCCUCCAGUCAAAGGGCCAGACCAGUGUCUCCACCCGGAUGGUAACUGGAGCUCCAUCAGCUCCACUCUGGUCCUUGAGGUUGGAGUCAACUCCUUCUCAGCUACUCAACUCAAGGGAAGCCAAUUCAAUUCCAGGUUUCUGAGCUCCGGCUGCUGCUCAGGGAAGAUUACUUGGGGGAAAGUAGGUCAUAACUGAGAGGGAUUUCUUAUUGGAAUCCCUGUUUUCUUCCUCCCACUAUUUGCUGCUACAUUUAAAGUCCUGUACCCUGCACUGAUGUACACGUCUGUUUUUGUGGGCAACACACACACGCACAACCUGUAGACACACACACACAAUUUUGGUUAUUGGACUUGUUUGAUAACCUCACUGUCUCUUAAACAGACAACAUUCACAUCCCUUCAGUUCCACAUGACAUGAAGUGACACGUCUUCAUACGCAGCACAGAAUACUUCAGCUCUGAAACAUCACCGAUAACUACGUCGAUGGUCUGGUUUCCUUCUAGAAGUUUAAUUCCACAAAGCGUGCAUCAUAACAGCCGGAUGCACUGCCGAGUGUCGGUGAACCAAUAGGAGUUCUCCAAAAGCAAUCAUGUGACUUUGGGUUUGAUAUUGAAUGCAGGUGUGUGGAUGGAGAUGAUUAAACGCCUUCUCGGUGUUAAUGUUCUGCCAUUUGUAGAAACUCAGGUACAGAUUGAAGGGUAAUGUUAGUCCAACUGAAGUCAUCACUUUGAGUCUUUGUUUGACAGAUUUUCUUUAUUUAAAUCUUUGGGACGAAUCCCUGUUUGUAAAAGACUCUUUCCAUGUUUUGCUUCUUUUUAUCUCGGCUUUUCUUUUCUUCUCUUCCAAUCUGGCCAAAGCUGGUCGUCUGGUAACUGAGAGGAUGUGCACUGGUUUCUGAUCAUAGUACCAUAGGAACCAGGAGGUUCUCUGGACCUGGAGUCUACUGGGCCCUUCACUGGACUGCUCAUGAGCCAGACUGACCCGGUUCCAUGUGGGCCCUUCACUGGACUGCUCAUGAGCCAGACUGACCCGGUUCCAUGUGGGCCCUUCACUGGACUGCUCAUGAGCCAGACUGACCCGGUUCCAUGUGGGCCCUUCACUGGACUGCUCAUGAGCCAGACUGACCCGGUUCCAUGUGGGCCCUUCACUGGACUGCUCAUGAGCCAGACUGACCCGGUUCCAUGUGGGCCCUUCACUGGACUGCUCAUGAGCCAGACUGACCCGGUUCCAUGUGGGCCCUUCACUGGACUGCUCAUGAGCCAGACUGACCCGGUUCCAUGUGGGCCCUUCACUGGACUGCUCAUGAGCCAGACUGACCCGGUUCCAUGUGGGCCCUUCACUGGACUGCUCAUGAGCCAGACUGACCCGGUUCCAUGUGGGCCCUUCACUGGACUGCUCAUGAGCCAGACUGACCCGGUUCCAUGUGGGCCCUUCACUGGACUGCUCAUGAGCCAGACUGACCCGGUUCCAUGUGAUAACAAUGCAAAGGGUUUCCUUCUAGACCCUUCCUUCUUCCUGGAGAAGUACUGUAGCGUUAGACACUCUUUAGACUCUUUAUACAUCCUCUAGACACUCUUUAGACACUCUUUAAACACUCUUUAGAGAGUGCAUUCUCUAGACACUCUUUAGACAUACUUUAGACACUCUUUAAACACUCUUUAGAGAGUGCAUCCUCUAGACACUCUUUAGACAUUCUCUAGACACUUUUUAGACACUCUUUAAACACUCUUUAGAGAGUGCAUUCUCUAGACACUCUUUAGACAUUCUCUAGACACUUUUUAGACACUCUUUAAACUCUCUUUAGACACUCUUUAGAGAGUGCAUUCUCUAGACACUCUUUAGACACUCUUUAGAGAGUGCAUUCUCUAGACACACUUUAGACACUCUUUAAACACUCUUUAGAGAGUGCAUUCUCUAAACACUCUUUAGACACUCUUUAGACACUCUUUAGAGAGUGCAUUCUCUAGACACACUUUAGACACUCUUUGGACACUCUUUAGAGAGUGCAUUCUCUAGACACUCUUUAGACACACACUUUGGACACUCUUUAGAGAGUGCAUUCUCUAGACACACUUUAGACACUCUUUAGACACUCUUUAGAGAGUGCAUUCUCUAGACACUCUUUAGACACUCUUUAGAGAGUGCAUUCUCUAGACACUCUUUAGACACACACUUUAGACACUCUUUAGAGAGUGCAUUUAAUCAAAGCAUGGAGGGAUUUGGCUUUUUGUUUGGAUUCUGAGGCAUUGACAGUCAAUGAAUUAUGUGUAAAAAAUAUAGCAAAAAUGCAGGAGCCCUAAUUACCUGCACCACCUUGUUACCUGCACCACCUUGUUACCUGCACCACCUUGUUACCUGCACCACCUUGCUACCUGCACCACCUUGCUACCUGCACCACCUAAUUACCUGCACCACCUUGUUACCUGCACCACCUUGCUACCUGCACCAUCUUGUUACCUGCACCACCUUGCUACCUGCACCACCUUGUUACCUGCACCACCUUGCUACCUGCACCAUCUUGUUACCUGCACCACCUUGCUACCUGCACCACCUUGUUACCUGCACCACCUUGCUACCUGCACCACCUUGCUACCUGCACCACCUUGUUACCUGCACCAUCUUGUUACCUGCACCACCUUGUUACCUGCACCACCUUGUUACUGAGGAGUCUUCCUCCUCAGAUGGCCUCAAGUUAGGAUUUACAUGCACUUUGGAUGAUGAACACUGCUGUGAAUACUCUGUGAAUUGUUUUUCAGAUAUGUAUUGAGCAUAUCUUUAGACUUAGUUUACAAAGACAUGUGAGUCCCCAACGAGGCUUAAAACUAUCUGUUCAGCUCGACAGUAGGUUUAGAAAUCAAUUAUAUUAAUGUUUGUGCUGAUGCAGUAUGUGAAAUACAUAGAAAGACGUCCCCAGUAUGUCCCUGCCUUUAAAGUCCUCUUUUCAAGCAAAUAUUCCUCUUUGCCAGAGCAGCAUGCACACCUUCGUAAAAGGCCCAGAGAUCCCAUGUCAUCCUUAUAUGUCUGUUCAUAUUCUGACAUUCUUCCCAAUAUUACUACCGACCACUAACAGGAUGAUGAGAUCUCACCACAAUCUAGUUCUCCUUUCAGAAGAGUUACUAUCACACCAAAUGUCUUGAAUUGGUCCACCAGCUGACGGCAAUGUUCUGUCUCCAAAUGGAGCCGCUCACAGCGUCUCGUUUCAAACCUGUUUGACCAGCUGAAACGGGCCUGAUCACUAGUUAAAGCCUCCGCGUGGCAUUCAAAGUAGUAUUUAAAAAUGUUGUGCCAAAAGACAAUGCACCCGUGGAUCUCACCUGGUGACUCAGAAUGAAUUGACCAUAUUGACCAACCGCUGCUUGGGGGCGGGGUUUAGCAAAUGGUCAAUUGGCUGGAAUCAAAACAAAGACAAACGUGUGUAACCAGUGGCUCCGGUAUCGGGGGCGGGACCUCAGCCCAGACCCAGAGUUCUAGUCCGGCCCAACCAUCUCAAGACCACGAGGACCCAAGAGGUCCGCUCAGCUUCAGCCGACCAGCCUUACUGCCUUUAAGCAGCACGCUUAUGGAGGACAUUGACAUCCUGAGUGUGGACAGAUUGUCCAAUAGAUGGUGGAGCUCUGCUCUGAGGGAUGGAUCCUGCUUUGGAUCGACACCACGCACCAACACUGGGCGGCUCUGCUGCUGUCCAGCUCGUGUUUGGGAAGACGACAUGUGGCAGUCUGUGAAAUAUGUACUCGUGGGUCAUACAUGCAGGGUCAAAGGUCACGUGUGCCUUCUAUUGCACAGACUACUCUUAAAUGAGUGUAAAUGUGUGUAUAGUCUUUUUUUAUAUAACAAUGUGCAUGUGACCGAGCCAUGUAAAAUUUCUAACUGUACAUAAUGUAAAUACAUAUUUAAUGAAGGAUCCAACAUUCCCUCAAGAAAAUAAACAAGUUAAAAAGA
Cyclopterus lumpus (lumpfish) is the source of this 11386-nucleotide messenger RNA. It is a transcript of the gene kif21b, whose product is annotated as kinesin family member 21B. Lineage: Eukaryota; Metazoa; Chordata; Actinopteri; Perciformes; Cyclopteridae. Gene Ontology annotation, biological process: microtubule-based movement; mitotic spindle organization. The record is from RefSeq and is a predicted model, not a curated record. The transcript has 37 exons. Gene Ontology annotation, molecular function: ATP binding; microtubule binding; microtubule motor activity. Bases 829 to 6648 code for a protein of 1939 amino acids.